Messenger RNA from Trifolium pratense (red clover), 749 nucleotides. RefSeq names its product acyl-coenzyme A thioesterase 13-like. Bases 75 to 536 code for a protein of 153 amino acids. The record is from RefSeq and is a predicted model, not a curated record. The transcript is spliced from 2 exons. NCBI's taxonomy places the organism in Eukaryota, Viridiplantae, Streptophyta, Magnoliopsida, Fabales, Fabaceae. Gene Ontology annotation, molecular function: fatty acyl-CoA hydrolase activity.
AAGGUUCCCCUUGUGAAUUCGUCAUAUAAAAGGAGAGGUUGUGUGAGUAAAACAAAAAGGAGAAGAAAGUGAAAAUGGAAUUGGAAUCAGUGAAAAGAUACUUAGAGAAAGGAGGAGAAACUGCGUCAACUGUAAAUGAACUCCCUCUCAGAUUCAUGGAACCCAUAAUCAUGGGUUCCCUUCGCGUAGAUCUCAUCGAACCUGGCCGUGUCAUAUGCUCUAUGAAAAUACCUCCCCGUUUACUCAAUUCCGGUAAUUCCUUACACGGUGGCGCCACCGCUGCACUCGUCGAUGUUGUUGGUUCCGCUGCUAUUCCAGCCUCUGGACAUCCAGGUCUCACCGGAGUUUCUGUUGAGAUCAAUGUUUCUUACUUGGAUGCUGCUUAUGCAGAUGAGGAGAUUGAGAUUGAAGCUAGAGCCCUGCGUGUAGGAAAGGUCCUUGCUGUUAUCAGUGUGGAGUUCAGGAAGAAAAAAACAGGCAAGGUUUUUGCUCAGGGACGCCAUACCAAAUAUCUUCCCGUGGCCAGUAGAUUGUGAAAAGAACCAAAUUAUAACCAAAUAUGUACUCUGAAUCAAGUACAGUGUAAACCUUCCACUAUUGGUAUCUCACAAAUACAAGUGUAUGCCAUUUUUAGUUAAGUUUUUGGAAUGUCCUCAUUUGCUUCAUGUGGAAGUUUACCUUGUUCUUUACACAACAUUUUUUAAACGUUACUCUAAUGGAUUUAUAUAAAUAUGUAAAUUUAAAUUUUA